GUGGUAAACAGAGAGAAAAACAGAUCCAGACUGACAGAACGUAUAGUGUGUGCUGUAAGAGCUACACAGCCUAUCCCAAAAGACUCGUCAUACUGGAAAUCUCAAACACUGGAGGCCAAACACAGCAUGACUGCACAGCGGCUCGACACUCAGCAGUUCACAACAACUGUGUGACGGGACAGAGCGCUCAAAACUUUAAACAAGUUCAUGUGAGCAGUGUUAAACUGGACUAGUGCUACAAACUGGAAGCGAGCAUUUUUGUGUAUUUGAACCCUUUCCAACAAUGAUCUCGGAUUUUGAGAUUUGUCUUUUUCACACUGAGGACAACUGAGAGACUCGUAUACAACUAUUACAGAAGAUUCAAAUGCUCACUGAUGCUUCAGAAGGAAACACCAUGCAAAAAAGUCGGAGAGGUGAAAACAUUUAGAAUUUGAAGAUCAGGUUGUCCUCAGUGUGAAAAGAUGGAUCUCAAAAUUAUACAGUCAUUGUUGGAAAGGGUUCAAAUACACAAAAAUGCUUAAAAACCAAAGAAUUUGUGGGACCUGAAGGAUUUUUCUGAAGAACAGCGGAAUAUUUUAAGUGUUCAGGACAAACAAGGGACACACACACAGCUGUGGAUCAUUCAGACCAACGUUCUGCAGUCAGAAUGAGCGCUUCAGAGGAAAUGAUGGCAAUUCUCCAGAACGUCUGGACCAAACUGCAAGGUCUUCCUCAGGCCCACCCGCUCACGCAGACGGCGUUUUUCAUCAUCGCGCUCUUCUUCUUGACAUUUAUUGUUCUGAUCGUGACUGGAUGUGUUUACGGCCGCUGUGGAUGCUGUUCAGCAGGGACCAGAAACAGAGUCUCGGCUGUCUGAAACAUGGGCAAUACAGAGGAAGAUCUGAGCAGACCACAAUGGGCCAAAAUAAACUAGGUGGUGACUCAUAGUUUGGAGUGUGACUGCUGUGAUAUCACACAGUACAGUGGUUAAAUUCAGUGUGUGAAAGUGGCGCACACUGUAAAGCUGUAUGAAAACACAACACUCCUCAGCAAACUCAUGAAGCAAAUCAGAAGAGCUUCAAAUGCAGAAACAAGCAUCUGGAUGAGAUAAACAUUCUCCCUUAAUUAUAAACGCCACAAAUAAACACUAAAUUCCCAACCUCUCUCAUUACAGGAAUGCAACCACUAUGAAACCUGUGCCAAAUACUGCCCUCUGGUGUUUACUGAUGUAACUGCGGUGAUGAAGAAAUGAGAGCUGGAAGGUUUUGUGUUGAUCAAAUGCUGUUCUUUUGAACUUUAUGUUCAUCAAAGAAUCCCAAAACAAAAUGUAUUGAAGUUUCCACAAAAAUAUGUUUUCAGCAUUGACAAUAAUAAUAAAUGGUUCUUCAGCAGCAAAUCAGCAUAUUAGAAUAAUUUCUGAAGGAUCAUGCAACACUGAAGACUGGAGUAAUGAUACUGAAAAUUCAGCUUUAAAUCACAGGAAUAAAGUACAUUUCAAAAUAUAUUCAAACAGAAAAGAAUUAUUUUAAAUUUCAAUAUUAUUUCACCAUUAUUGUUUUUACAGUAUUAUAAUUACAUAAAUUCAGCCUUGGUGAGCAGAAGACUUCUUUUAAUGUAGUGUAAUAUUCAAGAAAAAUGUUACUAAUGUUUGUUUAAUACUACUAUCAUGUAUUAAGAUCAUAUACUAUAUAUAGAGGGAAACUGAGCUGAAUCUUGGUGAAAUAAAAAUGGAAAUAAUCAGAAUACUGUGUAUUUUUAUAUUGUUAAAAAAAAAAUGUAUUUAACGGAUUUGAGAUAAGUAUUCAUGCAUGUUACUUGCUGUUUUUGAACCACCUAUUCUGUUUUAUUAAAGGGGUGCUAUUAUGCUUUUUCACUUUUUGAA
Labeo rohita (rohu) is the source of this 1861-nucleotide messenger RNA. RefSeq names its product small integral membrane protein 5 (gene smim5). The transcript has 5 exons. The coding region runs from base 647 to 856 and encodes 69 amino acids. NCBI's taxonomy places the organism in Eukaryota, Metazoa, Chordata, Actinopteri, Cypriniformes, Cyprinidae. The record is from RefSeq and is a predicted model, not a curated record.